GGGUAGAAAAACGGUGAAGCAAUCUUGCUAGCCUUACAGGCCUGAAUUCUCCGGAACACCGGCAGAAGGUCGAAAGUAGGGCGCUAUGUUAGAUGUUUGUUAGGGCUGAUUUAUAACUGAUUUGAUUAUCUAGAUAUACAAUCACCUCGAAGAGACAGCUCGGAGGAAGUAGCACGAGCUUUGUGUCGUUCUUAUACACUUUAUUUGUUGUUAUUCGCGGUUAAGCAGCAAGGAUCAUGGCUUUCGUAGGACUGAGAGCCUCCUACCACAGUUUACUGGGCAGAAUCGAGCAAUUACUGCCUGCUAAACUGAGACCGGUGUACAACCACCCUGCAGGUCCCAAGACGGUUUUCUUCUGGGCGCCAAUGUUUAAAUGGGGUCUGGUGAUGGCUGGUUUAGCAGACAUGGCCAGACCAGCUGAAAAACUCAGCACAUCGCAGUCUGCAGUGCUGACAGCUACAGGUCUUAUCUGGUCCAGGUAUUCACUGGUUAUUAUACCAAAGAACUGGAAUCUGUUUGCUGUCAACUUCUUUGUUGGAGCUGCAGGUGGAUCUCAGCUCUUCAGGAUAUGGAAGUACAACCAAGAACAGAAAGCAAAGACAUCUGCGGAGGCUUGAUACUGCUCACAUAUCAGUGCCAUUUGAUGGACUGAAAGGGAAUUCACUCUAAGAUAUUCCUCAGAAAAUGUCAGGCACCUUUUUUUAGUAUGUUACAUUUUAAUCACCUAGUCUUUUCCAUUGUAAACCCUUACCCCUCUCAUGAACACAAACGUCAUUGACGCACAAUAAAUACAAUGAUACAAAUAAGUAGUUUUCUGUACAGUAGUUCUUUAAGGGAAGGAGUCGCUUUCCUAAAACUUUAGGGUUAAAAUAAAUUUGAUAUAGACAUCUCAAUUAAUGUGAUGUAAGGAAUAGCUUAAAAUUAAUUGGAAAUCUUAGGCCUUAUUUAUUUAGCUGGUGUACACAUCAGAAUCAGAAUCAGAGUCAGAAUCGGGUUUAUUGGCCAAGUGUGUUGACACACACAAGGAAUUUGGUUCCAGCUGUUGGUGACUCUCAAAGGUAGACAUAAAUAACACUGUACUCACUUAAACAUAUGUUUUAAUUUUUUAACAUCAUAUAUAAUUACGGUUAUGUUUGUACGCAUGCAUCAAUCAGUAAAACUGUCAAAUUGAGUUAAAUAUAAAAACCCAUUAAAAUGAACAUAUUCCUAAA
Molecule: messenger RNA, 1211 nt
Organism: Tachysurus vachellii
Lineage: Eukaryota; Metazoa; Chordata; Actinopteri; Siluriformes; Bagridae
Gene: mpc2b
Product: mitochondrial pyruvate carrier 2b
Exons: 5
Coding region: 237-617 (126 amino acids)
Biological process (GO): pyruvate import into mitochondria
Cellular component (GO): mitochondrial inner membrane
Molecular function (GO): pyruvate transmembrane transporter activity
Source: RefSeq, a predicted model, not a curated record